ACACAAGAAGAAGCUUCUUCCGGUUGCCGCCGGAUGUGUCUAGUUGUUGGUGAGAGGAACUAAAAGCGUGAAAAAUGGAGAACACAUAUAAAAUGACGGACAGAGACAUCUCACUGAUGAUACACCUUCGUGCCACAAACGACGCCAUCUUUACUGGCAGGAGGAACUCUGCCAUGAGAGGCUGGAGGGCCAUAAGGAAAGAGAUGGGGAUCCAGAGUAGCCUGGUGUCGCCACGGCAGCUGAAGAAGAAAUGGGACAACUUGAAAGAAAAGUACAGGGCGCUGAAGAACCCUCCAGUGGGCAUGGAGAACGUGACCCGGCCCAGCUCGUGGCGCUGGUUUCACCUGAUGGAAAAGGCCUUGAGCGGCGACCUGGCCGGGACCGCCGCCGUAGUCAAGCCAUGCCUGGUGGAUGAGGAUGAGGAUCACAAGGCCACUCUGCCUCCGCUCACUCUUCCCAGCUCAAAUGCAACUUUUUGUGGACUGAGCGGAGAUGAUUCGGCACCUCUUGAGGAUGACAGUAUGAUCGAGGAGGUACUGGAGCUCAGUGUCAUCGAAGCGUCAGGGAAUGUUGAGGCAGUGAACACAAGUGUAUCACCUGCUAAAGUUGUUGCAACCAGAGGAGACGGAAAUCAUGUGAGAAGCACUGAGUGUGAGCUGACUAUGAUGGAGAGUCAGCCUGUGAUAAACAGCAGCCAGACUGCUGUGCUCUACGCCACCUUACUGCCUGACUGCACCUCCAACCUCAACAAGCCUUCUACCUCCUCUGGCCACACCGCCAAGGCGGCCACUGAGGUGGACGACAAGCUGGUUGAGCUGCAGAGAGAGUGGCAGGCUCUGGAAAGAGAGCAGGCUGAGUUUGACAGAGAGCUGAUAGCUUUAGAAAGAGACAGAGAGCUGCUGAACAGAGACAUGGCCACUCUGGAGAGAGACAGAACAGCUUUAGAAAGAGACAGAGCUUCUGUGGAAAGAGACAGAGCAGCUGUAGAAAGAGACCAAGUGAAUCUGGAUCGAGACCGAGCGUGCCUAGACAGAGACAGAGCGAUUCUAGACAGAGACCGAGCUUUUCUAGAGAGGGACCGAGUGUUUCUAGAGAGAGCCAGAGAGGAUUUAGAGAAAGAGCUGGUGAGGAGAGAGAAGAACGGACAUCGGCCUGAGAUGGCGACAGAGAGGGAAGUCGUGCUACAGACGAAGUUCUUCCAGAGGCUGAUGACUGCAGAUCUGGAUCCAGACCAGCUGGAGACCAGACAGAGACUGGUUUCUUUGUUCCAGAGGCUUGUUGAGAAACUGUGAGCGGAGGACGUGUUGUUCUGUGUUGUAUAGAUAAAGUUCAUGUUUCAAAAGGCCCUCAGAUAAACAGACUUGGACCUCUGACAACUAUUCCUGGCAGCUUGGUUGUUCCUGUUGCCAACUGCUCUUCAUGUGUUAAUAAAGACUCUGUGUUCCUCUGCUUUGAUGUAAAAACCUCCAUUUAAAGAGCCAGUGUGUGGGACUUUGGGGGAUAUAUGGGCAGAAAUUUAAGCUAAUAUUUAUAAGUGCAUUUUCUUUAGUGUAAAAUCACCUGAAAGAAUCGUUGUGCUUUCAUUAGCUUAGAAUGAGACAUCCACACGGGGCAGGUCUACGUCUACUGAGCUUUCCAUGUUGCACCGCCAUGUUUCCGCAGUAGCCCAGAACUGACAAGCCCAACACUCACCUUUCGAGUGUUUUUGUUACAUGGAGGCCACCUUAGGUUCGAAUACACGCUUGGAAAGUGAGUGUGAGAGAAGGGGUGUUCAGUUGGUUGCAUCUGCAGCCUCACCUCUUGAUGACACUAAAUCCAACACACAUGAAAGUUGACAAUCGUGACAGGACGUAGUGACACACUUGGUCACCAAAUUAAAACCGGUGUUAAAAUCCUAGAUCUCACUGUUACCCCUUUCCCACCAAGAUGGAAGGGUUUCGUUAGAGUUCCUGCGCCUAUUUUUGAUUCGUUAGGAGCAUUUUGACCAAAAACAAAUUGGUUUGGUACCCGAAAAGUUGAUUCUUAGCUGGAACCAAAAAUAGCAGGGUUCCCUUGACCUGAGGUGCAAACUGUGAUGAGUUCAGUGGGCGUGUCUUAUUCUACAGGUUGUAAAGAGAGGAUGGAAAAGGCAACAAUAGGUCAAGUGAGGAAUCAUGAGAAAAAAAGAACAUGCAGUGGUCCCAGUAAUAGUUGUUCCAUACUUGUUUUUUGGGUAAAAACAAAUAUCUGUAAUAACAGAACAAAAGUAAUCAAUGUGACAUGUGAUUUUGCUGCUACUUCCAUUGUGCAUUGUGAAACACACUGUUGAAAAAAUCAUAGAGUCCAAUAAUCAUGAAAGGAACCAGUUCAAGAACCAGAGCUCAUUUGGUGGAGAAUAAGGUAUUAGAGACAUGUCAGCUGACACAGUAGGCAAACCAAGACACCUCGUUUCCACAGCUACAACUGGAUUUAUGCAUCUGUACCUCUUUUAAGGGUUUUCCAGGCAUGGAAGUGUCACCUCUGUGGCAGAAACUUGCUGCAUUUUUAAACAUCAGAGCACAGCUGAUGACACAUCUCCACUCUCUAUUUUUUAGUGCAAUAAACAAACUAAAGUGUAACUGUAAAAGUAACAAAAAAAAUCCAUUGACAAAGAAAACUGUUUUAUCUAAUAAGAUAAAGUUUUCAGUCUGUUCAUCUCAUUUCAAUAAUUUUUAUUGUUGUAUCUAGUGGACUGAAAAAGCAGUUUAUUAUUCUAUCAAAAGUUUAAUUUGUAUUUGCAUUAUCAAUCAUUUGUAUAAUAAAAGAAAUUGAUACUCU
Molecule: messenger RNA, 2796 nt
Organism: Epinephelus moara (kelp grouper)
Lineage: Eukaryota; Metazoa; Chordata; Actinopteri; Perciformes; Serranidae
Exons: 4
Coding region: 75-1292 (405 amino acids)
Source: RefSeq, a predicted model, not a curated record